AUGUCCGUACUGUCUUCCCAAAGUCCCAAAUCGGCUCACUAUAACCAAGCUCUCACCAGCGCACUCCUCUCUGGAGCAUGGAGUGACUCAAAACCUGGGUCUACUCCCAAUGGCACAGAGCUCACUUGGGCAGAGCUGGUUAGAAAGUGGGGAAAACAUACAGGUGGUAAUACAACUUUGGUCAACCAUCUACGAGACAUUUCUCUCCUCUACUUAUCAUCCGCAUCCCACUCCUCGUCCUCAGGUCACGUCACCGCUAACUCCUCUCUUCCACCUGCCCAGUCUUUAUCUGUGCCCGAUACGAACGGCUCGCCUCAAUCUUCUGCCGACGCAGCUUCGAAUAGGACUGCGGCGUCUCAUUCGUCGUCCUUCAUACACGUGCCAUUACCCGGCCGAAGACCUAAAACAUCGUUGGAUGGGACCGUCAGUCAGAUUAUCCCAUCAACUUCGGGAAGUACUAUACGACCGCAAAAUGUCACUCGGGCUGCGUAUUUAAGCACUCGAGAUCUGGACGGGGAUGACGAUGGCGCCACGGAAGCUUGGGCGGAAGGGUCGAAAUGGUGGAGAGGUGUUGCGCUGGAAGAGGUGGAUGAUGCUAGAGACGGAAUGAAGAGCGUGGAGGGACUGAUGGCCAGUGGAACCCUGAAGCUUGAAGAGACGCAGUCCGCGCGAUUGACCCAUCUGUACCACCUCCACGCCCUCGGGCUACAUACUGAGGUUAUCCGACUGGGCCGGCAAAUGGACUGGGAAAAUCCACAAACAGGUUCUGUAGAAGGUGAUGCUUCAGUGUUGGAACGAUUAAGGGCCAGAACCCUCUUUGGUAUGAGUGCUGAACUCAUUCCGGAGCCUGAUUAUGACCUCGCUUUUGAAUCCUAUCUAUCUGUCAUCCCUCUCUUGAAGCUCUUCAAACAGUACAACCCCCCUUUCCCUACUUACUUGUCUACACCCAAAACCCAAAACACCGCACUACCUUUUGACCGCUAUCGCGAAGUAUUUCGCUUCAUCUCUACUGCCCUCACCCGCGCCGCUAUCAUUACCUCGCGUGCCAAUCGUCCCAUCAUCAACAUCCUCCGUAUCGUCCGCACAUAUCACGCCCUUAGCUCAUCAUGGCCUCCUGCAUUCCGGCCAGUUCAGCGACAACGAAUGCUUCUUCUUUAUCUCAGAGCUCUUCAUGCCGGAUAUCCUCCAUCAGGGGCGUCUCCUCUACCUGCCCGUAUGGUAUGGCGCAAAGAGGUCAUCGAAGCAAUGCGCACUGGUCGACAACUAUUAGCAACCACCACCACAUUUCCACGAGCUGGUUCCGUCAACGCUCCUGUCACAGCUUUCACCGACCUAUGUGUAGCACUGUACGACACGUGUCCCUUGCUGGUGAAGGAAGUUCUGGGUGUCCUAUGGUGGUCUAUGACCUACACUUUCCAAUCCCAAUCCGUUCUUCGUCAUCUAACCCGUCUUCUGGCGGCCUCGGGAGAUGCGACCGAUGCACGGAGAACAUUCGAAUUGUAUGUCGGUCUUGUGCUGAAAUCCCGUCAGACGGCACAACCAGAAGUUUCACUCCAGCUCAAGCGUCGCCCCACAGAGGAUAUGCCAGCAAGUCCUUCUGAUAUUGCGCUUCAGGCUGGACAGGCAGCAGAUGGGGAUGGACCCAUGAGUGAAGAGAGGAAGAACCAAACGGCCGAAGCGGAAUCGGACGGUGAUGAGGAUUUCGUGGAGGCUCUCUUAGUCGGUGCACGCGUUUUGUUGAAAGACCUGGGAGACGCGGAGGAAGCCUGGCGCUACGUGAAUCUGGCGGGAGAUGUGGUGAUUAACGGUGAUAAGCAAGGGCAAGGGUGCAGGGGUAAUUUGAAGGCCGAGGUUGAAGAGUGUAAGGGCAUUGUGAGGAUGGCCAUGGCCAUGCAAGCUCAAGCCAUCAACCAUCUUACCGCUGCUACAUCUCUCAACCCUAAAUCAGCCUCUGUAUUCUAUCACCUUGCAUAUUGUCAAGCAGAGUCCCGGUCUAUCAACUCCGCCACGGAAUCUGUGGGACAAGCCCUGGAACUUGACCCGCGAAAUCUCCAAGCUUGGCAUCUUCUUGCCCUACUUCUCACCGCCGCUGCUGAUUGGUCCGGAGCUAUGAAAGCUUGCGAAGCUGGUGUGACAGUUUGGGAAGAUGAUGAAGCAUCUUCCAAUCAAGAUGAUCUCCUUGAUCCUACUGGCCCCCCUGGAAACCCAGAUGACGGAGAUCCGAUGAUCGAAUCCAAAGAUUUCGCCGUCACCCCUGCCGUUUCUUCACCUUUGACAUCUUCCUCUGCAAUCCUUCUCUCCACCUCUGGAACACUCCGACCUCCUGAUCGUAGGUUCAAACCCCCCGUACCCAGAUGGAAGAAACUCGACAAUGUAAUACGUCUCAGAAUGACUCUCAACAUCAUCGUGGAAAAGAUGCAAGGACCCGAAGUGGCCAUGUUGAAACAUCAAGAGCUCUUCGCCUUUUUCUCUUUGCGUAGUGGACGUCAUCGUCAGAACUUCGGUUAUCAGCGAAACGGGCUUCAGAACGUCAAUUCCGCUACCAGCGUUAGAGAUUUAGGGGGAUCUUACGUAUCUAUAAAAUUCCCCACUCAACCAUCGACACUUGUUUCUAGUCCCACCUCUGCCCAAUAUCCAGUGGUCGAGGGACCCGGUGUGGCGGUCAUUCCACCUUCUCCUGCGGAUGAAGAUCAAGGUAGACUAUCGAAUGAAGUCGGAGAAGCUCCAGCGUUGAUGGUGUCGUCAGCUCAUACUUCACCUGGAGACUCCACUACAAACUCGGAGAAUGAUGCUGAUGAAGGGGGCACCUUGAGGAUAGGUGAGAAGAAAAGUGGACGAAAGAGUUUCACGGGAGUUGAGCCCACUUUUCUGACUUACUCUCUGAUCACGUUCGAGUGGUUGUUACUUGCCACAUCAGGUGCUGACCGACCAGAUACCGACAUUCAAAGAUCCCGAAUCUCAUCCGUCUCAUCUAUUGCCCUUUCUCUCGCACCCACAGCGGUUCAUUCUCAUUACCGAAACCGACCCUCUCCUUCCCGCCCAUCCCCUCCUCCUCUCCCCUCCUCUAAUCCCGCUCAAUCUGACAAUCUCACACCACUAGAAUCCCGCGUCUUGUCCAAUCUAUGGCUCAUGUCCGCUUCUACUUUCCGCCGUUGGGGAAAAUCAGAACAAGCUUUGGUAUCUAUACAAGAGGCCGAAUCCCUCGAUCCUGAGAACCCAGACGUUUGGGUCCAAUUAGGAACCCACCAUGUCGUUUUGAACAACUUCGAAGCGGCUUUACCCGCAUACACCAAAUCCAUCCUUUUGAGACCGGACCAUCCCGCUGGGAUAGUAGUCUUGGCCAAAUUGUAUCUGUCAACUGGACAGGUAGAUCUUGCUCAUACAUUGUUAAAUCAAUUGACACAAGAUACGGGGUGGGACGUUCCGGAAGCUUGGUUUUAUCUAGGGAAAGUGUGUGAAGCUCAAGGAAGGAUGGGAAGGAGUAAGGAAUGUUUGGUCUAUGCCUUGGGGUUAGAGGAGAGUAGACCUUGUAGGAGAUGGAGAGAUUCGGUGGAUAGGUGGUUAUAAUGGGCAUAAUGGUCUCCUCGUUACCUGGAACUCAUCCGAGAUACAAGUUCGGGCGGUUUUCUUCUCCGAUUACGGGCAUGGGUCGGAGAUGAUGGAAGGGAGAAGAAGUACGAGUAGGGUUUUAUGAUAAAAUGUAAUCGCAUAUUAGCAUCAUAGUCGUUAUAGAUGUUCAAGAUGUAACGCCUUAUGGAUUG
This is a messenger RNA of Tremella mesenterica DSM 1558, 3761 nucleotides long. RefSeq lists its product as uncharacterized. The transcript has 7 exons. NCBI's taxonomy places the organism in Eukaryota, Fungi, Basidiomycota, Tremellomycetes, Tremellales, Tremellaceae. The coding region runs from base 1 to 3567 and encodes 1188 amino acids. Gene Ontology annotation, molecular function: protein binding. The record is from RefSeq and is a predicted model, not a curated record.